Colletotrichum godetiae is the source of this 660-nucleotide messenger RNA. RefSeq lists its product as uncharacterized. Lineage: Eukaryota; Fungi; Ascomycota; Sordariomycetes; Glomerellales; Glomerellaceae. The record is from RefSeq and is a predicted model, not a curated record. The transcript is spliced from 2 exons. Bases 1 to 660 code for a protein of 219 amino acids.
AUGACUUCCAUUGAAUCCAACACCCAGGUUCCCGCCGUGGUUCCCGCCAACGAUUCAUCAACAAGUGAUGUCAACACCAAUAUCCACGAGCACGAUCCAUCGAAAAAGUUGCUGCAAUGUGAUGCAGAGUUCAGGACCAUUGUGGAACAUUCUGGCAAAAUCCAUCAUAAGCUAGCGCGACAACUGGUCAGCCAACUGUGGGAUGAUUUUAGGACUUGGAUCAAUAGAUUCCUUCAAGUGACACUUGAUAAACCUAAACCUUUGAUUGGGAUGGUUGCCUUCGAUGCCAAGAUAAUAAAGGGAAGUGCACGCGAGAAAACCAUCUUCAUGAAGGACCUGGAAAAUCUCCGCCUAUCACUUCAAGAAGUGAAAUCUAUGCUCCUCGAAGGAGCUGAAAACUACUUGAGGGGUGAUGAAGCCACUCAGAGAGAUCCCGUGAUGGAAUCUUCGAAUACCAAGGUACUCUAUAACUUAGACUACGGUCCACGAUCAGACCUUGGCUAUUACAUCACCUUGGGUAUUCCAAUGCGCCUCGUCCUCCUCCAGGUCGCGUCUGUCAGAUUCUCCAAGACCGACAAGCUCGACAAUCUUUACCUAGAAGAGCUUGUGUUUAUCAAGGAGGGCGUCACGAGUCAGUUCAUGAAUGGGCGUUUUCACUAA